This is a messenger RNA of Sinocyclocheilus rhinocerous, 4205 nucleotides long. Its product is annotated as probable E3 ubiquitin-protein ligase RNF144A-A. Gene Ontology annotation, molecular function: zinc ion binding; ubiquitin-protein transferase activity. Bases 119 to 1000 code for a protein of 293 amino acids. Gene Ontology annotation, biological process: protein ubiquitination. NCBI's taxonomy places the organism in Eukaryota, Metazoa, Chordata, Actinopteri, Cypriniformes, Cyprinidae. The record is from RefSeq and is a predicted model, not a curated record. The transcript has 8 exons.
AACACAGCACUAGGAAAUACUCAGACUAAUGGCGUCUUCACAAGGCGUCCGACGGACCAGCUGAUUCUUAUAUCUGCCUGCAAAACUACAUGAAGACAUAAGCUCUGCGGCAGGCAUCAUGACCACAGCUAGGUACCGACCCACCUGGGAUUUGGCCCUGGACCCGCUGGUGUCCUGUAAGCUGUGUCUGGGAGAGUUUCCCUUGGAGCAAAUGACCACCAUCACCCAGUGCCAAUGCGUCUUCUGCACUCUGUGCCUGAAGCAGUACGUGGAACUUCUCAUCAAAGAGGGCUUUGAAACGGCCAUCAGCUGUCCAGACUCAGCCUGUCCAAAACGUGGACAUUUACAAGAAAAUGAGAUUGAAUGCAUGGUGGCCGCAGAGAUAAUGCAGAGGUACAGGAAGCUGCAGUUUGAGAAGGAGGUGUUGCUGGACCCGAGCCGGACCUGGUGCCCGUCCUCCACGUGCCAGGCCGUGUGCAAGCUGAAGGAGUCUGACACGGCGCUUCCGCAGUUGGUGCGGUGCAACGUUUGCACACUUGAGUUCUGUUCCGCCUGCAAGGCCAGCUGGCACCCGGACCAAGACUGCCAACAGAACGUUCCCAUCACCGCGUUUCUACCCGGAGAGAGCAGUUUGUUCUUUAAGGCUGACGAUGACGACGCCCCCAUCAAACGCUGUCCCAAAUGUAAAGUCUAUAUAGAAAGAGACGAGGGCUGUGCCCAGAUGAUGUGUAAGAACUGCAAGCAUGCUUUCUGCUGGUACUGCCUGGAGUCUCUGGACGACGACUUCCUCCUGAUCCAUUAUGACAAAGGACCCUGCCGGAACAAAUUAGGCCACUCCAGAGCCUCCGUGAUCUGGCACAGGACGCAGGUUGUUGGUAUCUUCGCCGGCUUCGGCCUCCUCUUACUGGUAGCUUCUCCGUUCCUGCUGCUAGCCACACCAUUCGUGCUGUGCUGUAAGUGCAAGUGCAGUAAAGGCGACGAUGACCCUUUACCCACCUAACAGCCCGGCGUGAGCAGUCCCUGUACCAGGAAUUCCGGUCAUCUCCUUUAAUCGCUUUUCUUUUCCUCCUCCGCCUUCGAGCUCUUCAUCAACCGGUGGGACUUGCGCAUUUGAAGCCAUCUCACGCCACGGUUACUGUCACAGCUGUCAGUAGGCUCCAUCCCGGCAGGCCUGAUAAGUCUAAAGGACACUUCAUGAGCCUGCUGCUUGCUUAGGUGGAGGAGAGCUGGGGGUUCCCUCCGCAGUAACAAAAGGGAUGUUACUGAAGGAGCACAGCGCAGUUCCAUCCGGGCGCUUGUCUGAUUUGUGGAUGUUUCGCAUAUGUGGCUGUUCAGGAGGGUUCUGUUCUAAUAGAACAUACUGUAUAUUCAGUGUGUUUAUGUCUGUUUCUGUGUGCAUAGUAGCAUUUCAGUCACUCGGCCUAUUCUUUAUUACUUGUUUUGCACAGAUAAGGGGCUUUUUGUCACUUUAAAUGCUCUAAAGUCAGUAGAUUUCAGUUUUGGCUCAAAUGUACAGCUAUAGUGCUACUUCAAAUGUUUAUUAACUGCUAAAUUUUGCAUUCAAAAGUUUUUAAUAGCAUGUUUGUUUGCUUUUUCAUGUCAAGUUAUUGUCUUUCGGUCUGAAACUAUUGACAACCCAAGUUUGAUUUGGCUGAUUUUGGCCAAUUUGGCGAAUUUUUAGCCUUCAGAUUGAGUCACUGACCUCCCUGGAUUUAAAUCAUAUAUAUGAUUCCAAAGCAGGGCUGUUCUAUGAGUUUACAAUGCCAAAUAUUGACCUACUGUCUUUAAUUUUUUUUUCGCCCCAUAAUAAUAAUAAUAAUUAUUAUUAUUAUUAUUAUUAUUAUUCAAUUUUGUUUGUAGCUAAAGUUCAACUCCUUGAUCAUUUUCUCCAGUGAAAUGUGACGUCUGGUCAUCUUGUAAUUUUUGUCAGAUAGUUUAAAACUUGCAUACAGUUUGUAUCACUUGAAAAAAACAUUUUGAAAUUUUGGAACAGUUCCUGUAAUUCUGGCUGGGAUUGUACACUGAUUUCAAGACUGUUUGGCUUAACAUAUUCACAAGUCUAGCACUGUUUCUAUGCAAGUUCAUAUAACUUGAAGAUAAAAAAUAUGGUUUCUGCUGUCUUGAACUGAAUGGUUGCAAUGGGCAAGUUAGUGUAACUUCGUUAAAAGGAAAAAUAUUUCAAUUUAUGUUCAAAACGGAGUUGAUCAGCUUCUGAAAAGCCUUUACAAUCUCAAUAUUUUUUAAAUGAUUUCUUUCAUUUAAUAGACUGAUUUUAAAAUAGAGGUAUGACACUGAAUGUCAACGUCUUGCCUGCACCACCUGAAAUAGCAAGCGUAUGUUCAAAAACUGUUGUGUCAUCAUAUGUAACUCAGAAAUAUUAAGAUCAGAGCACCUGCCAUAUGUGUAGCUGGAUAAUAUGUAGCUCAUUAGGUUUCCUCAAUCUUUUUCCCUGUUCUACCAUUUUUUGUUAUUGUUGUGUAAUGGAAAUGUGCCAUAUUGGAGGUUGAUAUGGCAACGCGAAUGUUGUUGUUUUUUUCUUCUUCUUUUGUAAUACAAUAGUUGUUUGCCCUUUUGAAACUCUCAGUAUUCAUAAAGUUGAUUCCUGGUGAAUAUUUGAUGUUAGUCACCUCCAUCCUUUGGUAGCAUUAUCCUGUUUAAGCCUUAAAGUUUUUGAGUACCUCACUGGUUUUCUCUCGUGUAGCCGAGGGAUUUAUUUGAUUUGAUUUUUUUAAUCGUUUAUUUGUUUAUCCUCAGGUCCUCUUAGAUAAAUAAUUUUGGCACUUUUUAACUUGUGUGAUGUUUAAAGGAAGACCUUUAUGCGUAUAUAGUUAAAACAUUGUGCAUGAAAUGGCCAUGAUAAAUAAUAUAGUAAUAUAACAUCUCAGAAUUGAUUUAGCUACAUUAUUCUCUGAUUAUGACAAGCAAAAAUCAGCAUGAUAGAUAAAAUGAAAGCACAGCAUCAUUGUCAGUUAUGAAUAGCAACACACAAGUUACUCGAUCAAGCUGAAUCUAAUUGUGCUCCCAUUAUUCAGCAACAUUUGGCCAUUUCAUGUAGAAUCAUAUAAAGUAAUGCUUAUAUAUACAUGUAUAUAUUGACAAUCAUGCAAAGCAGGUUUCGAAGACAUUGAUGAGGGAACAUUUUUUGACAGUGGGUAAAUAUAUACUCAAAGCAGAUCUUUAAUGUUGUAUGGCCUAUAUAAAUUCAGUUGAUUGUGUUUCAUUUAUGAUGUAUGUAUAUAUUUUGUUGUAAUACUCUGUUUCGUGUUCUUUUUCCAUUGUAUACAGUGUUUAUGAAAUAUUAGUUGUACAAUAUAAUCGUUUGCUUAAUUCAGGGUUAUUGAAUUUGCACUUUGGCUGUUCAUUCAGUCAAGUGCUGUUUUUGUUCUCUUUGUUUGGGUUGCAUCAUGUUCCCGUUUGAAACACCAUUUGUUCCUACAUCUAAUUAGAAAUAAUUGUGGCUUUACAUGUAAACUGGGAAAUACUCCUUGACGUACACUAUAGAUCUUGCAAACAGCCCAAAACUGUAUCGUUCCCGUUUGUAGGAAUUUGCUUGUUGCACAAAACUUAACCUUGCAGAUUAAACUCCUGUAAGCUCUUAUAGUUUGGAGUUAGAGCAAGAAUUUGGAAAGCGUGUCUUGUUUUUCCUUUUUCUCAACAGUGGUCUGUUUGCAUUGAGGUCUGUCUUUCACUCCUGACAUUUGCCUAUUCCAAAUAUUAAUAAUUAUUUUAUGUUUUGUACCCCUUUGGAUUUGUAAGGACCUUGGUAGUGACCCUUUACCAUUGCUUUUAAAACUGGUUUUGCCUCUGACUCUUCCUUAGAUGGCCUUUUUAUGUAUCAUUUGUUUGUUUUUGAUACGUCAUAAAGAGAAUAUGUUUUAUUCUUGGUGAAUCAGAACCAAAUUCCACUUGUACAGUAAAAUUGCAUGUAUGUGAAGUCUUGAGGAUAAAAAAAGAAAUACAAUUACAAAAAUACAACCUAUUUGCUUAUAUUGUCUGUGCCACUAACACCAUGAUAUUAAAAUGUAUUCAUGUUCAUUGCUGUUUUUUUCCCCCCUGUAAUUUUUAUGUCGUCUGCAUUUUGGUUCAGAUGUCAAGGAAACUGUUUAAUAGACCACUGUUGAAAAAUAUAUCAUUAAAAACGUGGAUUCAGAAAUGUUGUAUUAUGUAAUUUCAUGACGUGCUGAAAAAUAAAAUAAUGGUUGCCA